Messenger RNA from Chilo suppressalis (striped riceborer), 4266 nucleotides. The record is from the annotation of a GenBank genome assembly. NCBI's taxonomy places the organism in Eukaryota, Metazoa, Arthropoda, Insecta, Lepidoptera, Crambidae.
AUAAUUGCAAAAAGAAAUAAAUAUUUCAAAACAACGGACAGUAUUUGUUGUGUAUUUCUUUGGAUUCCUAGUUUUGAACUAUUUGGUGAACAACAAAAGGAUUACAACUGUUAAUUUGAGAGUCAAAAUACAUCAAAUAUAGCACAGCGCUCACAGACAACCCGCAAUUAAACAACAUUGUGCCCGCAUAUAUAUAUUCAUAGGUUUAUUUAAUUUAAAUAAUCGUAAAUUAAUUAAUUAAAUAACUUUACUUCACUAUACUGACUUGAUUGAAAAUCAGAUUGUUUAAAACAGUUAAUAUGCCGCCAAAAGAUGCAGAUACUCCGCAAAUAGUGACAGUGAAACCAAAUCCUCGAAAUAAUCCAACGAUGUUCAAGAUAUUUCAGAAUGUUCAAUACAAUGUCGUGCAACAUAAGAAAUAUGUAAAGGAAAUGAUAAAGUUGUAUAAAAAGAUAGAUGAGGAUGCAUUUCAUGAAAGUUUCAAAAAUGCUUUGCAUUAUCUGUUUACAUUUGGCGAUACGAGUGCUAAUGUUGAUAGAGUAAUACAAUUUGUGGCUACAUUUUCCACUUCUCUUGAUGAUGAAGAGGAAUUUUUGAUGUUCAUCUGUAAUAUCAUCUUUGAGUGCCAGUGUGUUUCCGGACAAUCUGUGAGGUAUAGAGCUAGUCAGCUGCUGGCAGCUGUUCUAUCAGCCUUGGGGGAAGAUGCAUCAUUAGAUGAUGAUCUUUGUGAUAAGCUUCUUGCAUCUCAAAUGCAGCGUUUACAAGAUACUAGAGGUGCAGUUCGGUGUCGUGCCGCAUUAGCUCUGCAGCGGUUGCAGAACCCAAUGGAACCUGAUGACGAAGUAACAAGAGCUUACCGAUUCCAUAUGAGCUGUGAUCCAAGUUCAUCUGUGAGGAGAGCCGUUGUAAUGUCAAUAGCAAAAUGCACCCGUAACGUGCCAUAUGUGUUGGAACGCCUUUGCGACGUAGAUGAAGCUGUGAGACGAGCAGCAUUCCUCUAUAUAGCUGGUGUGAAUGUUACACAAUUAAGAGUCAGACAGAGAGUUCUCACUCUUAAGGUUGGUCUUACGGAACGCAGUACUCGCGUGCGUCGCGUCGUGGAAGAGAUCCUCGUCCCCGGAUGGCUCAGCACCUUCCAAGGGAACAUAGUUGACUUGCUCAAAGCCAUCCGAUUGGACAAUGCGCAUGAUGCGAAGGACUCCCAAUACGUCGCUGGAAAAUUGCUGGAGUCGCUUUUUAAGCGUCUCCCAAUAUCUGAAUUGCUGGAAUGGUUACCGUCAGAGAAGAACUUACGGUUAAUUCCCGCCGAGAAGCUUAACAAAGAGACCGCUUGGUACUGGCGCCAUCUAGCGGAACACCUCCAGAAGAUUGAAGAUGACGAAACAUUGGAAACUGUGCUACCCGAUUUGGUGGUUUUAACAGGAUAUAUAAGAGCUAUUGUGGAGUCGCCUUGUCCGUCAGAGACAGAGGACCCCGUGGGGUUCAGUACCCGACAAUAUGUGCUUCACGAGUUGGGUAGUAUGUUGAAAGUUUACGAUGCCACUGACCCUACUGGCAGGACUUCACUGCAGACCCUUAUAACCGAUAUUCUUACGGGUGACUACGGUCCUCUGAAUGGCGACGUAAUUCGCGCGUUCGUAUCUGCGCUGGAACUGGUUGUGCCCGAAGUAUCUCCCCGUAUGGAGGUUAUUAGCGGCGUGAUAUCGGCACUCAGAGAUCCGCCGGAAGUAGAUGCGCCGGCGCCUCCACCGCCCGUAGACAGCACGGAAGUUAAAAUGCAGAGAGCCCGUUUACGAGUGUCACUUAAUGUUGCUAUAGAAGCGCAGGAGGAGGCCGUAAGAGACGAGAAUUAUUCGCUCGCUGCUGAAUGCAAAGCAAAGGUUGCAGACAUUCAAAAGAAGUUGGAAGAACUAAAUGUGCAGCCCACUCCACCUCCUGCGCCAAUCCCUACUAUUAGGGAGAAGAUUUCUGAUGCGGAGACCUUGAACAAAUGUCUGACUAUAUUGAACUGCGCGCUUGACACCCCCCAACUCAAGACUGUGACUCCUAUGCUGCAGAUGAUUUUCAAUGAACUUGAGGUGGAGAUAUUUCAAAAUCCCGAAAUUCUGCAGAAUGCUUUGGAGACAGUAGCAUUAUACGGAAUGCUAGAUAAGGAAUUUGCCAAAGAGAACAAAGCUUUCUUCUUUGCUAAUCUAAUAGACACUUCGAACGAGCCCAUAGUAACCACGGUACUGAAAUCCAUCGUGGAUCUUCUAUGCAUGCACGGAGCGCGCGUGUUUGAAGACGAAGCGACGGAUGCUACGCAAAGAGACGAAUCAAAAACUUCUUCUAGGAAGAGAAGCACUUAUCAUUCUUUGGAUGCUAUUGAUGAAGAUGGAAGUAUCUCAGAAUCCGUGAUAUCUUUAUCGCCUGCCCAUAGCACUGUGAUAGAGCUACUCUUGAAGAUUAUGGAUAGCACAUGUGCGACAUACCGGCUGAUAAUUGUAGAAGGUCUAUGCAGGCUGUUGCAUCUAGGACAUUUGGAAUCGCCCGCUAUUUUAAGUCGUCUACUAUUGCUCUGGUUCAACCCUGCCACUGUUGAAGAGGACAUGCUGAGACAAACCAUUGGAGUGUUCUUCCAAACAUUCCCAGCAAAUGUUGAAGGUUCUCAAGAGCAAAUACAAAAAGCGACGCUGCCUACACUACGCACGCUAGCGAAUGCUCCGUCUAGUUCUCCGCUUGCCGAAAUAGACCAAGAGGCUGUAGUGAGAUUCAUAGUUUCACUGACAAGAGUCAAUCACGAGCUGACAGACAGCCAAGGCUCCAUGGCGAUGAGUCUCUGCAACUAUAUAGUGCGACGGCCGUCUUCCACAGAAGUGGGGUUGGCGUGUCGAAUGUUGGCGCUGCUAUCGCCACCACGCGACCAACAUUUGGCUACUGAAUUAGCCACCAUGCUAAGAGACUUAUGUCAGAAAUUACCCGAUAAACAGUCGUGCAGGAAUCUCACCCGCUACCUAGGUGCUUUGGAGGCUAUGGAACGCGCCAGUUUAAACAAGAUGUCUAAUACAGGAAUUACAGAAGGAACAAUCCAAAAUGAGGAUACCAUAGCGCAGACACCUGGUCGUGUUACUACAUCAUUACCUCAACCUUUAGCGAGAAGCACUCAUGUAGUGAUAAACGAAACAGUUGAGGAAGAAGUAGAAAUAGACGAGACAUCGCCAUCGGAUAUCGUCAGCAGGAUAUCUGAAGAACCUGCGUCGACAUGCGAAUCCACAAGCCCUAAGUCCGCGAAGCAAUCGUCUGAAGCGGAAACUGCGCCCGCGCAAGAUCCCCAAUCCGACUCUAGCAGUGGUGUUUCACCAGUCAAGAAAGCUAAAACUACUAAAUCUAAGAAAAAGAAGCUAUCAUUGAGCAAGCAAUCAUCAAGAUCAGAAAAGGGUACAAAAGGCAAAGGUAAAGGUCAGACUUCCAGCCAGCAGACGACACAAGAAGACAAGGACAAGGGAGGAAUCAAGAGGAGUCGCUCUCAAAGAUCAUUGGUGGAUGUCGAAAGAGCGCAAAAAGCGAAAGCUGAAGCGGCGAAAUCUAAAAAGAACUCCUCGCCUGACGAGUCAUUAUCAUCACCACCGUUCAACGACUUGGACAGUUCCAACGUUACUGUAAGGAGAUCUACAAGGGGGAUACAAUCUGGAUCCAGUUCGGAUUCCAACGGAUCCGGAUCGAAGGGGAAAGGGAAAAAAGGGAAGACGAAGAAGAAAGUUGAAGAGGUAAAAUCAUCACGGGUUGCUACCAGAUCCUCGGUAGGGUCCAAUCGCAGCAGCUCGCAAAACUCCAUGUUUGAAGACUCCGCUGACGAGACACAAUUGCACACCAUUGUGUACGAGAAAGAAAUUGAACAAUCUUUAUUGAAUGAUUCGACUGAAUUAAUGGACAGCAAGCAAACAUCUAAAGGCAAUGUGACGAUCCCAGAAACUCCAGACGCUAGUGACGAAUCUGAAUCAGAACCAGAACCAGUAGUUGUGACAAAACCGAAAAACAAAAGAAAUAAAUAAUUAUCUAUGAGUUUGUUAUUUUUAUAAUUAUAUUUUUCUAAUAAUGACAUGUUUUUUUAAAGUCUAUUUAUUCAAAACGAAUUAAUAAUGUGGUGGGUAUUCCACCUAUUCUCCCUAUUCCAUCCAUAGGAAUGCCUGUGCCCCCAGAGUGGGGACAGAGUAGGCGAUAAAAAAAUAAAACUUACCAUCUUUCAUCUUCACUUUUUUUAUUGACAGCUUAAAAUCUAAACAAACU